Molecule: messenger RNA, 1381 nt
Organism: Cryptomeria japonica (Japanese cedar)
Lineage: Eukaryota; Viridiplantae; Streptophyta; Pinopsida; Cupressales; Cupressaceae
Exons: 2
Coding region: 23-1057 (344 amino acids)
Molecular function (GO): protein dimerization activity
Source: RefSeq, a predicted model, not a curated record
AUCUCCAUUAAAGUUGGAAGUAAUGGCAAACCAGUAUGGAGUCAAUACAAGCAGUAAUGUAUAUACCGGGCUUCAAAAUGCUUGUUAUAACGACUUGGAUCAUCAAAUGAGUGUAAUGGGCGAUGAGAUUUUUGAGCUUCCUUCCUUUUCUCCUUACACAAGUACUGAAACCCAUUGCUACUCCACUUCCUCUGAACAAUACAAUAUGCAGGAUUUUUGUCAAUUAGAUGACCAGCUUUCUAGCAAUUCCCCCUUUCUAAUUGUGCCCGCACCUCCUACCCAUAAUUCGUCCUCACACAGUGCCUUUAGAGAAUACAUAAAAGCUAAUCCAAAGGCUACCUUUGAUUUUUUCACUCCUGGUCAAAUUUUGCACAAGAGAUGUUUUAGGUAUUUGAGCCAAAUCGAGGAGAACAAAAAAAAUCCCUUGCCAAUGUCAAGUUUAAGGGAUUCUCGUGCUCGUGCUCCCAAUGAUAAUCAAUGUGAGAAAUCAAAUACUGAUUCUCACGGUAGCUCACACUUUCUGCGUAUGAUGGCAGAGAGGAACAGAAGACUCAGACUGAAACAACUUUUCACAAAUCUUUACUCUCUUGUACCAGCUGGAAGGUCUAAGCCUAACAGGUAUUCAAUACUGGCAAAUACUGAAAAAUAUUUGAGGGACUUAAAACUCCGUGUUGCUCAGCUAGAAAACCAGAUCAAGACUUUGGAAGGAAGUAGCGGGUUCGAUUCCCACCAGCAGCCAUUUAAUUCAAAGAACACAUUCCUUUACAAUAGCGAUGGAAUUAUUUUGGAGGAAUGUAAGGAUAUCCCCGGCCAAGUGAAGAUGAGAAUAAGUGUAGAGAAAGAUGUGGUUUCAUGCCCAGCAGCUCUGAUAAGGAGGGUACUGGAUCAUUUGAGAGCAGAACAAUUGGAGCUCGUUUCAAUUCACUCCCAUACAGAGGCAUCUCUGUUUCUUACUAAAAUUGUCGUCCAAUCAAAGGUGUAUAUUUUAAUCCAUCUCGUCAGCUUUGUCUUUAAAUUAUUCAAUUGCACUUGUCUAAGAACUCUGAUGACAUGCUAAUUUAAAAUGUUUGUUGGAAAUUAUGAGAAGGGCCACCAAUGGGAUACUCGCAAGUGGCAAUAUUUUGGUCAUGUGAUGAGACUCUGUGUUAUCAAAAUUUGUGAUGGAGAGGUUUAAUGGCAAGUUGACAGAAAUUCUACCAUGGCUAUUUAACCAACUGGUAGAAAUUCAGUCAGCAUAUUAUCCACUUCCCAUGCAAGACAAGGUGUUGAAAUAAAAAAUAUAAAGGCUAGAGGUUUCAGUUUGAACUUUCGUUCUUUCAUAUCAUGUAGCUAUACGAUUUUGUAGAUGAUAUAAAAUCUCUCAUCAAAAUAUAUAUUUCAA